This is a messenger RNA of Fopius arisanus, 646 nucleotides long. RefSeq lists its product as uncharacterized. NCBI's taxonomy places the organism in Eukaryota, Metazoa, Arthropoda, Insecta, Hymenoptera, Braconidae. The transcript is spliced from 4 exons. The record is from RefSeq and is a predicted model, not a curated record. The coding region runs from base 25 to 528 and encodes 167 amino acids.
UGCGAAUAGUUCACAGUACAGGACAUGAUGGUCUCGAUUAUAGGUUUCGUUUUUACAGCGUUCCUUGUGCACCAGGGAAUCGCAAAUUAUGCAAUUGACGUUGUAUCAAUGAGAUCAACGAGAGUUUCACAUAGUCAUGUAACUUAUGGCGAUGAACAAGAUAGCAAUUGGAUAAUCACCUUCGACGAACAGACACAAAAUUCCACGUUCGAAGCAACAUUUUGGCAAGUGGGCAAAUUCCCAGGAUCAUCUCUUGAGGGAAUUGUCUGCGGAAAUGAUGGCGAUCAAGGACCUGCUGCGGAGUCCAUCUCCAAGAUACUUACCGAAAUCAUCGACUCCGAUGACUGUCCUCCCCUAGGAGCAUACACGGUCAAGCGAUCGUUUGUGAUCGAAGGGGAUGGAUUCUCCGAAUAUUUGAAACCCGGAUUCGAGACUGCUGGCAUCAGCAUCGGAAUAUUCCACCCACUUUCUGACGGAUCCAAGGCGAGAGCCUUCAGCAUAAGCCUUAAAAUCUCCGAAGGUAGUUAAAAAUCGUAAAAUUUAUCAAAUAGGAAUCGACUAUUCGAUUUCCAAUUCCUCAUUAACAGUCCUGCGUGACAAGCUGGACUAAUUUUAUUGUGAAAAUGCCUACAUAAUAAUGACAAUA